ACUCUUCAUUGCACUUCUGUCUGCAGCGGAAAAAUGUAGAAAUUUGAACUUCGAAUUGCAAGACGAGGAAGACAGGUCAAUUUAUUGCAAAGAUGCGUGUAGUUAUUGGAAUAGCAGCUUUAGUAUUGAUAAUUCUAUAUCUUUUUCUACUUGUUUUGCCUUUUACUUUAACUGUAUUUCUUGUUAUAACUGUUGGUUCAUUCAUUGCGUUUCACUUGUCACAAAAUCCGGCUUGUGCCUCGCGGAUCCUGACCCACGUGCGGACUUUGAGCGCGACUGCCCCGAAGUUCUGGCGGACACGACCGGAAGAGGAGGCCACCACCAGUAGGGCAGCUGAGAAGCCCUUGUCGCCAGCAUAUCAACCGAAACUCACAGACAGCAUCAAAGAGAGAGGAAAGGAAAAUAUUAUUAAUUAUGUAAGACCAACACUAAAGCCAAGAAGGUUUAGAACUGCUGUGGAGACAAGCGAAUUUCAAGGGAAAAGUCCACAUCAAACUCAACAAAAUUGGGUCCCUCUUAAAAAUUCAACAGCUGCAAACUUUUCAACAUGGAGUCCAAGGCAAGCUACUGAAGGAUUCAAUUUUUCCACAGGAUACAGCGCCGAUGACAAGUUCUCAUUCUCAAGGCUCCCAUUGUCACCAAUUUAUCCCCCUAAUAAAUCAGUAGACAGUCCUGAGUUGGAUUCUAGUACAACAAUGCUGCGCUUCAACUCUGGUCAGGAUUCCCUUCUUCAUCCCAGCAUGCACUACCCGACCCACCAACCCGACCUUGUGACCUCCCCAGGACUACUUCCUUCGGUCAACUGGUUGAAGGAUGGAGGAAUGUCCAGUCCUCGACAAAGGAAAGGGUUACCAAGAGUCCAGACUCCAGUCAUGGUCAAGAUUGCCAGUCCACUGCCCGACCGCCCAGCUAGUCCUUUAUUUAGGAGACUGGCAUCAGAGAGUGACAAGCAGAAAUCUAGCAGUACAGAUAAGGUCAUAAUGGCUAUCAGGCAGAGACAGAAGAGAACAGCUCAUGAAGUAAACUCAGAGACCAAUAGUCCUAUAGCGCCCUCUGAUGUCAGAAGUGAAUCAAAGAGGAGGAAAUUGGAUAGCACUUCUAGUAAAGAUACCGGAAGAAGCGACAUGGAUAUAGAUUUAGAUAUUAACCCCUUACCAAGGCGUAAGCAGACAGACAGGAUAUUCAGACCCUCAAGAUUUGGAAUCACGUCGCCCACACCAAGAAACCCAAUAGUUAGCUCCUUCAGCUCAUCCAAGAAGAUACAGGCUACGUUGAAGAGAAGAAUUGAUACGUCAUCAGUGGAGGUGGAAGAAGAAGAGGGUGUGUCACCCAUCAAGAAGAAAGCCCAUCCUCAGACGUCCCAGCAAUCUCCUCGUCUUCAGAGCCCCUCCAAGAGAACCAAUCCACCAUCAACCCCUGGACUGUUGGCUGGUAGAUCUGGCAGUAGGGCCCUCUUCCUGGAGAAGAACACUGGGCUGUCAGGAUCACCUAGCAAAGAUGCAGGAACCACUCCUCAGAAAUCCAAUCUGAAGGGGAAACUGUUCACUCCCAAGAGGACUUCAUUUGUUCCUAGAGUAGACACACCAGGGGAGUACACUGCUGCUGAUACCAAGGAGGACAGAGCUCAGGCAAGGCAAAGGGGCAGUUAUCUCAAAGAGAUGCUUAUGCAGGAGACCGAAGAAAACCCCUCAAAAGGUGGUGAUUCUACUGGCUCAGCUCAAGAGACAAACACCUUGUUUACAGGAACAACAGCAACAGUAGCAUCCUCUAACCCCUUGCCAACAUUAUCCAUAGCUUCUCUUACCAAGUCUACAGCUUCAACUACAAGUGCAGCACCUGCUGCUCUCUCAACAAUUGCUUCUACAUCUUCUGGGGGAACCUCUGCUCUUGGAAUUCUCUCAACAUCUACUCAGAACACAAGCAGCAAUCCUCUUUUGUCUAGUAGUGACAAACAGAAACUAACAGCCACAAGUUCAGAGAAGACUAUCAGUUUUGGAAAUUCUACUGCACAACAACUGAACUUGUCAUCCAGUGCUUCAGCAUCCUCGGCAGGAACUUUGCAGAAGUCUGGUGAGGCCUCUGUAGGUUUCAAAUUGCCAACUGCCACUUCUGCAGGGAAUUCUCUGGGGACUCGGCCGUCCUUGAGCUUGGGUGCUAAUCCUGUGGGUUUGGGUCUUAGUAGUGCUUUGGGAGGCACUCAGGUUGAUGCUAAAGCUCCAUCAUUAAGCACUAAUAACAAUGCAGUUGCUGUUCCAAGUGAUGUGAAGACAACCCAACCUAAGACCUCCUCUGCUCCAAUAAGUGGAGGUUUUGCAGUUGGUGGUGCUGCUACCAUGUUUUCAGGACCUUCAACAACCUCAGCUCCUGCAGCGUCUACUUCCACUUCAACCUCAUCCACCAAACCACAAUUUCCAUCCAUCUUUGGUGGUCUUGGUGCGUCAUCUGGAGCUCAAAGUAGUGCUGGACCAACCCCAGGAAAACCAAGUUCUCAGGCACCGGCAGGUGGAUUCCAGUUUGGACAGACUACAGUUGGAUCUACCCCAACUACUUCUGGAGGACUGUCUUUUGGUAAUUCUAAAACACCUUCUGUCCCAAGUGGAUUAGCAACACCAUUUCAGGCAGCUGCACCAACAUCUGCCCCUGCUUCCACUGUGAAUAAAUCAAUGUUUUCUAUGUCUGCUCCAAAUACAACUGCUCCGAGUGCUACACAAAAUGGAGGGCCACAAUUUCCACCCAUCUUUGGCCAGCAAACUACUGCUCCAACCUCAAAAGCAAGUGGAAUAGGUCAAGGGACUGUUUUCGGUUCCGCAACAAACCAGCCAUCUGUAGGAGCAACUGGAAUAAGCCAAGGAACUCCUUUUGGUUCCACGAGCCAGCCAUCUGUAGGAGCAACCGGAAUAGGCCAAGGAACUCCUACCUUUGGUUCUGCAACCAGUCAACCACCAACAGGAGGUUUCAAAUUUGGACAGUCUGUGACUUCAGCUCCUGCAACAGCUCCUCCUCCAGCUUUUAACUUUGGUGGAAGCUCUGCUGCACAGACACCAUCUACAACCAGUAGUUCAAGCAUGUUUGGCUCUACUCCUGCACCAUCCUUUGGUGUUACCAAGCCUGCCAGUGGUGUUGGAUCAAGUAUAUUUGGUGCAGCACCUGCUACAAACCAGACAUCCCUAGGCAGUGCUCCUCCAAACGCUAGCACCAUGUUCAGUGGGGCCACGACCACCCCACAAAAGCCUGCUUUUGGGGCAACUAGCAACACCAGCAUGUUUGGAAACUCCGCUGGCGCACCUGCAUCAAAACCAGCCUUUGGAAAUCCCACUGCAACAGUUACUCCAUUUGGAAGUGGCACAAGCCAACCACCGGCUGCCGCAUCAUCAUCGCCAUUCCAGUUUGGUGGUUCACAACCAAAAGCGCCGACACAGCCUCCUACUGCUACUGGAGGAUUCAACUUUGGAGGGCAAGCAACGCCGCAGAAAUCUUUUAACUUUGGUGGCUCAGCCCCAGCCCCAAAUAGUGGCUUCCAGUUUGGUCAGGGGCAACCCUCCGGUGGAGCUACGCCACAGACCAACUUCUUUGGCGGAGCCUCAGGUAACACAGCCAGUCCUUUCGGUGGUGGAGGUGGAUUUGGGGCUCCAACACCAGGCGCCGUGAACACCCCUGCCCCACCCUUUGGGGCUUCCCCAAGCCCAGCUCCUGCUGCUGGGGGCUUCUCAAUAGGGUCCGGAGGGGCCAACCCUGCCGCGAGCCAGAAAAGAGCAAAUAGGCUUCGACAGGUACGAAGUAGAGCUGGAAGAAGGUGAUAGUGAGCUCUUGACAACACAGAACUCUGUAAA
This is a messenger RNA of Lytechinus variegatus (green sea urchin), 3830 nucleotides long. Its product is annotated as nuclear pore complex protein DDB_G0274915-like. Lineage: Eukaryota; Metazoa; Echinodermata; Echinoidea; Temnopleuroida; Toxopneustidae. The record is from RefSeq and is a predicted model, not a curated record. The transcript has 9 exons. The coding region runs from base 93 to 3797 and encodes 1234 amino acids.